UUAUUAAAGAUCAGUUCUCCACACUGACUGAUGACGAGGUGUCCGUGUUAUUCUGUUUUCUGUGUUCUGACUCCGGUCCUCCUGACUUUACUGACACAGAGUGGCUGGACAUGCUUAAUGAGAUACGACAUGACGUGAACCGUACAAAGAAUCCUGUAACACGUGAGGAAGCACAACAGACUCUGGACAGACUGAAGUCACAUGAUUACCUCUGGGAAGAUCAGGAUAAGGUAACGGAGGACACAAAGGAUGAGACAAUGUAUAGGAUAAAAUCGAUAAACGAUGUUAUACCAUUCAUUUACAGUAGUUAUGACACAGCCAGUGUGUACCUGAGAUCAGAGAGAUACAACAGAGAACCUAGAGAGAAGUGUGUUACUACUCCUCUUUACCCUGGUUCUCUUUACCAUGUUUCCUUACUGAUACGCCGUCUACAGAUGAACAUACUGACUCACGUCACCAUGAAGGACAGGAUGAUAUAUGAUAAAGUGUCUGAGAUCUUAAAUGUUCCUAUGAGUAUUGUAAGGGGAAGAGAACAAGAUAGAAAGGAUUUUCAAGAGAAAUUAAAACAGGAAGGGGAGAGAAUCCAAAGCAGAAAAGCAGCAGUGGACAGUGUAGAUCACGUGACGUGGCUCUGGAGAUACGGGGGAUACAAUAGACCUGACAUUGUGAGAUCCUGUAUAGGUCUACAUCAACACAAUGAUAUUUACAUCAUCGACAACCAAGCUUACAGAAAACCAAGUGAGUACCACGCCUAUUCACCUGAAAUAAGAUAUCUUCUGUACUGUGUUCUUCUGGUGGACGAUUAUUCUUUUGAUGACAAUGAUCAGGCCAACAAAGUACUGAUGACUAAACUUAGAGAAAAAUAUUUCACAGAUAUACAUUUAAGAGACGAAAUAAACUUGAGGGAUAUUCGGGAGAAAGUCGUUGAUAAACAGGGAAACACCUUUAAAUUUAAAUCAGAAGAUAUCAGACAUGACGUCAUGUACGCCUUUGUUACGGAGUGUCUGGUGAAGGACAGUGAUCUAGAGUUUUUCCUGACCACGGCGUCACGUGACUUGAUAUCAGAAUACUGCCGGUCCUGGUGGUAUGAGAGGAGUGAGGGGGAGAGAUGUCUAUAUGUACCGGACAAGCCGGAUAAGAUGUAUGACCUCUUCAUAGACAAACUACAGCUGGACAUCAUCACACACUGUACCGUGUCUGACUGGAGGAUUCAUGAAAGGAUCAGUAAACGUUUAAAUAUUCCGCUAAAAAUAUCUCAGAGGAAUGAAAACGAAUGGAGAGAGUUUCAAAACAACUUGAAAUAUGAAGGGGAGAUUGUGCAUUUCAGAGGAAGGUCUCUUAAUAAUGAAGAACACGGGAGAUCAAACAUCGUAAGAUCCUGUAUAGGUCUACAUCAACACUGGGAUAUUUAUAUCAUCGACAACAAAGCUUACAGAAAGCCGAGUAAAUACCACAAGUACUCAUCUGACUCAAGAUGUCUCCUCUACUGCCUUUUAUUCUUGGAUAAGUAUGCACUCAACAUCAAUGAACAAAGUCAUAAAAAUUUGUGCAAAACAGUCAGAGGAAGGUAUUUCAAAGAUCUGGCAUUAUGCAACGAAAUUAAGGUGCCAGCUGAGCUGAAGGGAGUGGUCAACAAACAGAAAAGUUGUUAUAAGUUUAAAUCGGUGGAAAUCAGGCAAGACGUUAUGUACGCUUUUGUGACGGAAUGUUUAGUUGAGGAAAGCGAUCUGGAGUUUUUCCUGAAGAUGGCAUCCAAACAUGUGGUAUCAGAGUACUGCAGGUCCUGGAAUUAUGAAAGGAGUGCAAAUGAGAAAUGUUUGUAUAUACCCGACAAACCAAAGGAGAUGUACGAUCUCUUCAUAGACAAUUUACAGGUGGAUAUCUUAGUACAUUGUUUCAUGUCAGAGAAAGAGCAUCAUAGUAAUAUAAGGAAACGCCUGAAUAUACCUGAGGAAAUUUUCUCGUGGGAUCUCAGUGCUAGAAAACGAUUUGUUGAAAUCUCCCAGGAAGGAAGAGUAGAAAUGUUCCGCGCUAGAGGAAUGAUCGUUGGAUGCGCUGGCGCUGGAAAAACAACUCUCCUUGAAAACCUAAAGAGGGUAAAAAGGAAUAAUGAAUUCGAAAAAACUGAGACAACUGUUGGCCUGGAGGUCCAUGAGGAUUUGUUCGAAAUCAUAGACGACAAGCUAAUGGAUUUCAGUACCAAUGAAGAUGGGCUGCCUAUCAGAGGAAUUCAAUAUGAGAGCAGUCAUGGGAAAAAGUUGAUUAGCAUGACUGACUUUGCAGGACAAGUAGCUUAUUAUGCCUGCCACCAAGUUUACUUGUCAAAAAGAGCGUUUUAUCUCAUUGUUAUCGAUAUGUCCAAAGAACUUAAAGAAAAAGUAUGCAAGCACAAUGUUGACCGUCAUAAUCCAAAAGGAUCUUUAUUCCAUGCAUGGAAAUACAAAGAUUAUUUUCACUUUUGGCUCCAGUCUAUCAAGACUUACUGCGAUGAAGGCAACACGCAACCAACAGAUCUUGGUAUAGCAAGCCAAGGUGUUUUCCAUCCUGUAAUUCUUGUUGCAUCCCAUAAAGACAAGCAGAAAAGGAGGAGGAAAAGGGGGUCAUUCUUUGACCAAUUGAAUAAAAGCUUGUCUAAAAGUCAAACUUUGAAAGAACUAAUUUCUCCCAGAAGAUAUUUUGAGGUCGAAUGUCCAGAAAAAACAUUGACAAAUGAUCAAAAAGAAAAAAUUGAAGACGUGAGGAAUUGUAUUGUUGAAACUGUAAAACAACUUCCUCAGUGGGGAGAAAAAAUUCCACUGAAAUGGGCAAAACUUGAAGAAUUUCUUCGGCUGAGGAAGAAUGAAGGGGUCAAAUGUAUUAAAAGACUGGAACUUAAAGCCAAUGACAAAAUUGAUUUAUCGAACGACGAUGAUCUUAAUGAUGCACUCCGAUUCUUUCAUGAAAUAGGACAACUUAUCUAUUUUUCGGAGAAAGAAAUGAAGAAUGUAAUUAUCAUCAACGUUCAGUGGUUCGUCGAUGGAUUCAAAUACAUCAUAACAGACGAGACUCAUUUCGCUAAAAUAGACUGGUAUAGUACACUUGAUAAGGCGGGAAAAAUAACCGGAAAAGAAAUAGAAGAAGUGUGGAGAAAAGUCGAUUCAGAGAAAUUCUAUAUUAAUCAUAAACAAGAUAUUUUGCCAUAUCUGGAUAAACUUGGCUUGAUGACAAAGAUUCAAGGUAAAGACAAAGACGCUAAUGAUGAGCUGUUUUAUAUUCCAAGCAUGAACAGAAUAGAUCUUGCAAAAGAAUAUGAAGAAACAAUUAAUCGAGGACGAAAAACGUCCAUUAUACUUUUCCAUUUUAAAACGUAUUUGCCUCAUUUUUUCUUUUUUCGAUUAGUCGUGAAAUGCCUAAAUAAAUGGAAAGCACUCGAUAUGGAGAUGUUUUGUAAAAAUGCAGCAUUUUAUAAGGUGGACGAUGCAAGCCAUUACAUUGUCAUUGCCGUUAACAAAACAUCCAUCCAACUGCAGGUGUUUACUCCUGAGAAAGAAAUGGCGUUGCAAACCGAGAGUGUUAUAGAAAUAAAAGAAACAGUAAAGAGUAUGAUUCAUGAGAUAACGCAAACUUUCCACAGGCAAACUAAGUAUGAAAUAGGAUAUACCUGUAAAGAUAUAAAAAUUACAGAGGAAGACGAGGAGUGCUUUUUGACAGAAGACGAGGUUAUAGCGCUAAAAACAGAAACAGGAAGAAGACCUUGUCCGAAACAUGUCAGAAGAAAACAGAGACACACCAUCGAUAAAAAUAAAAUACUGCGGUUUUGGCGGAAGGAAGACACUGCUUCUUUUCCAAAAGACAAUUACCAAACUAUUAAUGAAUCUGAAUUAGAAGCAGACCCCUGAAUAAAACAAUGAACAGAAAUGCGAUGCUUUGUAAUUAAUCAUUUAUAUUGUUUGUGUAUUUUAUUCGUUCCUACUAUAUUUAUUGGGCAAGUAAUAUUAAAAUAUUUGUUGUACAGUAAAAAAGUUGUUUUCCGAUAACUAUUUUUUUUUAUAGAUAUUAAUAAUAUUUUAUGCUCGUACUUACUUAACUCUUCUAUAACUGUUCAUGAAUGAAAAUACGUCGUGGCUAUAAUGUUUCUUUACUAUCAAAAAUCUAUCUUAUUUAUAAAAAAAUAUAUAUAUUCACAAAGUAAUCUUUUAAUUACAAUAAAAUUAUUAAGCGGAUGAAAUUCGUGAAAAAGGUAAUGAGUAAAGAUGGAACCUUUUUAUCCUGGUGUUAUGUAAAUGAUUUUUAAGUUUGGGAAAAAUUAUACAUUCACCUUCUAAAAAAGUACACACUGUGGAAGCAAUAAGCAAUUUUUAUAUCUUAGCCAAACAAUCGAAAAUAUUAAUAAUAAUUCACACAAAACAGUCAUCAUAUAUGGUUCAUUAACAGGUUUCUACUCUAUGUUGUGCAUUCAAUGUGAGUAUUUAAACUUUAAUUCAUUUACAUUCAACAAAAUCUAGGAUAUAUAGGUUAAUUUCAGUAAUUUACAUUUCGGGGUAUAUACUGAAAGGCAACAGUGGUAAAUUAAAUAUGUUAAUUAACAUCAUUCUUUCUUAUGUCUAAGAUGUAAGACUAUCUUAUAAAAGCAGAUUUUUAAACAUGUUAAAGAUUGAGUUCAUUAAGUGCCGAAUUUAGGACUACCUUAUACACAUGAUUUAUCAAAAGUUGCAUAUGUUUAUUUGUUCUUCUGUCUGUAAGAAAAUAUAACCCUAAUAAAUGAAUUUAAAGAUUA
Molecule: messenger RNA, 4756 nt
Organism: Saccostrea cuccullata (small rock oyster)
Lineage: Eukaryota; Metazoa; Mollusca; Bivalvia; Ostreida; Ostreidae
Exons: 9
Coding region: 111-3878 (1255 amino acids)
Source: RefSeq, a predicted model, not a curated record